UAGACCCAAAACGUAAAAGCAGGUAACUGCAUUUUCACAUUGACGUACAGAUGACGCUAAAGGCCGACCAGAGGCUUUGCUGAAAUUGUAUUAUAUCAGGGUUUUUUCAGCGCAAAAAAGUAUACAAGUGUGGCAAUUUUCACGCUUCUAUACCAAAUCGAACUAUUUUCAAUCUUUUAUAGCUGGUACUGGACUAGAAUUUGAUGAGAGGUGCAAUACGUUCUUUCAGCCAGGCACUGUGGCAUGUCGUCGCCAUGGAAACCUCUUUAGUCGCUGCAGUGCGUUUCCGUGGUGUAAACAGUAUGUGCGUGUGCGUGGAUUAUGUUGAACAUUACAGGGCCGAGAGAGAGAUUUUCAAGGUGUCUGGCAAAUGAACACGUAAACUAUAACAUCGUGUUGUUGUUAGCUUGGAGUAGAGCUAUAUUUUUCUGUUGUUGAUAGUAAUGUUUUUAGCACAGCGAAAGGGCAUAAUAUGCUACUCACUUCACUUCAGUUAAACUCAACCUGGCUAGCUACAGUAUUAACGUUUUCGCAAGCUAACGUUACGUUUGUAGGCUAAAUUGAAUCUUGGUAGCAACUGUGGGUAGAUGGGAUUUCAAAGCUUAGCUUUGGUAGUUAUGUUGUUGUGAGAUAGCUAGCUAACGUUAGCUAUUUUGGCAAACUAUUUUUCGGUUUACAUGUAUAGUUUUGCUUUGGCUAAGUCUGUCUCAGCUGUUUAUUAGUCAGCAGCAAUGAAUCACUUUCAUCCAUCGAAAAGGACUUCAUCAUUCUGUCACUUGGAACAGGUCGAAACUACUCUAAUAUAGGAAGUGAACUUUGAAACAUUACUUCUGCUAUGAAGUACUGUAGCUAGCUAGUUAUUUCAAGAUAAUAAACGACGUCUCUAAGUGCACCAGGGAACAUUAGCAAGCUCGUAGGUCGUGUUAUUCUAAAAAGCUAGCUAGGUAGCCAAACCAAACCAGUUGAGAGCUUUUCGUGGGAAUUGAGUGCAUCACUGUUUGCGAUAGUAGGUGACAAGGUGGGAUAUUAGGUGACAUCUCACCUUGUGAGAUUUAAGCAUAACUACAGCAUUUUUUCAUUAUUUAAACAUAGAUAGAAAGCUAUCAAAUCAGAGAGGGAGAUGAUCAUGCUUUUCGGAUGUGCUUGGAACUAACGUUACUCAGCAUCAUCUAUCACCACUGUUACCCAUCAAGUUCCAAGGCAGUAACGUUAGCUAACAUCAAAUACGCUUUCUCGUGGGUGGAUCAGCUUUCCCCAAAUCAAAGAAUUCAUCUUACACAUUCACAGUUUGGAGCCAUGACCAUGACAAGGCUUUAACACUUGCGACAGCUGUUCCAAAAAGGAGACUAAAAACACAGAUGUUCGUCAGCAAAAUGACUUUGAACCAGUCCAGCCUGUUUGGUCAGGUAGACGAUCUACAAGACUUAACAUUCAUCGAAAGACCUAUACGCAGGAGUCUAAAGACUGCUGAAGAGAUAGAGAAGCUGACCGUGGACGAGGAUUUGAAUGACAUUGAGCGGGCGGUCUACCUCCUCAGCUCAGGUCAGGAUGUCCAGAGAGCCAGUGUAAUCAUCAACCUGCCAAACCUGGUGCGUCAAAAUCCAGCAGAGACCUUCCGACGGGUAGUGCCAAAAGUUCGGGAAGUACUGCACGUAGCCGGGGCAGACAUGCAGCUAGCGGCGGCAGGCUCCUUCCUGACCUUGCUCCAGGAUGACAUUGUCCUCAUCCAGACGCACACCCACUCCAUCCUACAGAUCGUUUUACUUAACCUGGACCACCGGGACACAGUGGUGAGCAACGCAUGGCUGGAAACUUUGCUGUCUGCAAUCGAUGCUUUACCAAAGGAAACCAUCAGACAGGAGAUCCUCAGCCCGCUUGUGUCCAAAGCUCAGCUGUCUCAGUCCCUGCAGGCCCGUUUAGCCAGCUGUCGUAUCCUGGGGAAGGUGGCCUGCAAGUUUGAGUCUCCCAUAGUGAAGAAGGACCUCCUGCCCCUGGUGAGGUCCUUGUGCCAGGAUGUGGAGUACGAGGUGCGCUCCUGCAUGUGUCGCCAGCUGGAGAACAUCGCCAGAGGAAUCGGACUGGACCACACCAAGGCGGCGGUGCUGCCUGAGCUCGUAGAGUUGGCCCGGGACGAGGGGAGCACGGUGCGCCUGGCCGCCUUCGACACCAUCAUUAACCUGCUGGAAAUGUUCGACAGUGACGACAGGACGCGUGUUAUCUUUCCGCUGGUGAAGACGUUCUGUGAAAAGUGCUUUAAAGCUGAUGAGGCGGUGCUGGCUUCGCUGUCAUUUCAGUAUGGCAAGCUCUGUCACGGACUCUCAGCGUCUUUCACAGAGGAGCAGCACCUGUGGUUCCUGGAGUUCUAUAAGAAGCUGUGUGUACUGGGCCUGCAGCAUGAAAACGGACACUCGGACAACCAGGUCUAUCCGCUGGAGCUGGAGAGCAAGUACGCCCUGGUGCGACGCAAUUGCGCCUACAACUUCCCCGCCAUGGUGUUAUUCGCUGACCCCAACCACUUCCUGACGGAGCUUUACCCCACCUUCUCCAGUCUGUGUCAUGACCCUGAGAUCACGGUGCGACGCACAAUGGCCGAGGGCUUCCACGAGAUUGUCAAGCUGUUGGGCCCCAAUGUCCACUUCAUUCACAAGGAGCUGGUUGUGUUACUGCAGGACGACUCACUUGAGGUAUUAGAUGCAUUGCUAAGCCACCUUCAGGAGACUCUGGAGUUGGCCACAUCGAGAGGAGAAGGGCCAGGACCUGAGAGCAAGCAGCUGAUUGUCCCCGAGCUGGUCCCGGCGCUGGCAGCGGCCGAGCAGAAGGCUGCCUUGUCGCUCCGCUGGCGGGUGCAUGAGAGACUGCUGCAACGCUAUGCCUGCCUGCCCCGUGUUGUUUCCGCCGACCAGAUCUACUUCCGCUUCCUACAGAGGAUGUUCGCCAUCGUCACCACCAACAAUGUUCUCCCAGUCCAGAGAGAGGCGGCCAGGACGCUGUGUAUGUUCCUACGCUACAACCGCAAGCAGGAGCAGCGGCAAGAGAUCAUCGGCAAAGUGCUGCAAGAGCUUGCUCAGGGCAGAAGUUACUGGAACAGGCUUCGCUACCUGGACCUGUGUGAGAUUGCCAUGGAGCUCUUCUCAAAGGCCUACUUCUGCAAACACUUCCUCAUCCAGGCUCUGGAGCUGGUCAAUGACCCUGUAGCCAACGUCAGGUAUAAGCUGUGCCACAUGCUGCCCCAGCUGAGGUCCACCAUCAGGCUGCCUGCAGACAAACACCUCCUGCAACAGCUGGAGUUCUGCGUCCGCAAGCUACUCUGUCGGGAGAAGGACAAGGAUGUGGUGGCCACCGUCCGCAAGACAGUGCUGGAAUUAGACAAAAUGGACAUCACAGAACCUUACCAUAAGAGACACGAGAGAGAUCUACUAGACCAGAAGAAGGAGAAGGAAGAGACUCUACUGCUGGAGAUGGAACAGCUAGAGCGACAGCAGAGCGAAGCCAAGCUCACCAGUGAAAAACACACAGAAAAGAAACGGAGGGACAGUAAGACAGGGUUGUCAGGGACCAAGGGCCUGUCUGGAUCCACGUCCGGGGCCACUUUGUCCACCUCCUCCGGUAAAGAGUUGAGGAAGGCCAAACUGGCACGGAGUCGGUCGCUUAGCAGCCACCCUACUACACCCAAGAUGGCUAAUCCAGACAAAACUCUAAAGGUCAAGGAUUCAGGAAGCUGUCCUGGAAAAGGGAAGAACUUGCUUCCUAUGAAUGCGGACGAGGCUCUGCGGUCGCACCACUUCAGCGUGGCAGCAGCGUCGUCGGUGCUGUCUCCAACUCCCUCGGCUUCCUCCAUGCCCGUCCUGAUCCGCAGCAACACCACCAACACCUUGGUGGACCACCCGCACCAACACCAGCACCGCAGCAGCACCCUGGACCACCGCUCCACCAACGGGAGCAAGGACACCCAGUCCAGAAAACUCUCCAUACAAAGGAAGUCCAACUCUUUCGGUAUGCAGUCGGGGAGGGAGUGAAGCUGGCUAUAUGGGGGCGAUGACAGACCCCUUAGUCCCCGGCGAUGACCUUGAGGUCAAGGCAUUGUGAAGAACCGGGUGGCCACGAUCACUACACCCCUGCUCUGAUGGUCAUCCUCCUUCAUCUAUCUCAAGUUGUCAAAAGUGUGCAUCUGUCCUCCCCCUGCUUCAGGUUCCAAAUGACAAACAAACCCUAAUAAACACUUCAACAUUGGCUUGCGGGGGAAAGACGUCCGGAGUCUUAAUUACGCCAAUGGGAAACAGAACUGACAUCGAACCCAUCUCUGCCUUAUUCCACAAAUACUCGUAACUCGUUCCAUUUCACAAACAAUUAGUAAUUACAAACAAAAUAUGUAACAGUAUGCAUUUUAUUUGUACCUUUAUUUAUUGGCAAUUUUUUUCUGUAUUAUAGCAUGCUUUGAAAAGUCUCUUCUCUUAUGUUUUAUAUUUUCCCAAAUGGCUAUUGAAGAAAACAAAGCAGUUUUUAUGACUAUAUGAUCCAACACUUGUGAUUGGUACCGGAAUUUCUCCAUCCCACCAAUGAGAUUGUGCCUGGUGCCUCUGAAGCGCCUGAGUGAUCCACCCAUGCCAACCCUCACCACCCAAUCAAUAAACCUGUGUUGAAUAUGUGA
Messenger RNA from Oncorhynchus keta (chum salmon), 4648 nucleotides. It is a transcript of the gene ppp4r4, whose product is annotated as protein phosphatase 4, regulatory subunit 4. Gene Ontology annotation, molecular function: protein phosphatase regulator activity. NCBI's taxonomy places the organism in Eukaryota, Metazoa, Chordata, Actinopteri, Salmoniformes, Salmonidae. The record is from RefSeq and is a predicted model, not a curated record. The transcript is spliced from 25 exons. Bases 1359 to 4016 code for a protein of 885 amino acids. Gene Ontology annotation, cellular component: cytosol; protein serine/threonine phosphatase complex.